Molecule: messenger RNA, 267 nt
Organism: Penicillium cataractarum
Lineage: Eukaryota; Fungi; Ascomycota; Eurotiomycetes; Eurotiales; Aspergillaceae
Product: F1F0 ATP synthase subunit i
Exons: 3
Coding region: 1-267 (88 amino acids)
Source: RefSeq, a predicted model, not a curated record
AUGUCUCUCCUCGGAAAGAAGUUCCCCGGCAUGCUCGGUGUCAUUGUCCUCUACGGCGUCAACUCUCUGCAGAACGUUCUGUCCAACACUCGACUCGGCCGGUUCUGGCAUCGUUCGCGACUAUUCGAGUUCAUCACCAUACUCCGAUAUCGCCCGACCGCACGCUCCUUGACCUCUGAAUGGCAUCGACUGACAAUCGAAUCUUUAGCUGCCGAGUUCAAGAACGACCCCCGCAACCCCAACGCCAAGGCCGGCAACUCUCACUAA